AUGAGAAAUCAUUAUUACCGAUUGAUUUCCUAUUCAUAUAAAUGUUAUUAUUCCUAUAACAAAUUUCCGUAUAUCAUUAUUACAGCUGUAUCGAUUAAUUGUUUCACGUGUAAUCCAUGUCCAACACCAUUUAAUCCCAGAUCCAAUUUAAUUCUAAAUAAAACAAACUGUAGAUGGUGUGCUAAAGUUGAACCUACUGGUUUACCAUUUGUAUUAAGAGAUUGUGUUGAUAAAUGUGAAUCGAAUUCAUGGUUCUAUUUGUUCAAUAAAUAUUCUUAUAAUUGUUGUACAAGAGAUUAUUGUAAUAAAACUUCAACAAAUAAUCCAACUUUACAAAUGAUUGUGAUGUUAAUUAUUGCCAUUUGUUUCUAUAUGAAAAAAACAAGUUCAAAAAUCUAA
Schistosoma turkestanicum is the source of this 399-nucleotide messenger RNA. NCBI's taxonomy places the organism in Eukaryota, Metazoa, Platyhelminthes, Trematoda, Strigeidida, Schistosomatidae. The record is from the annotation of a GenBank genome assembly.